UCUAAUUCUAUCCUAGGGAGACUACAGUAUUCCUUUUUCGGAUUUCCUCUCUUUUGCCUUUGACCAUAUCCUAUGGUCUGUGUCUUAAUGGAGAUUUGUCUGAGAGUAACACUGCUAGACAAAAUGUUAUUCCGACCGUUUAUUUAAACUUUCUUCCUAUAGACUGCAUUUUGUAAUUAGGGGAGUGUUAUUCUAGUUCAUUGUUUUUCGUUUACAUUGUGAAGUGUUCGUCUGGUAUUCCAUCUGAAUCACUUUCUGGAGUAGCUUUUUCUAAGAAAUGAAGGACUUAUCUUAAAAGACUUAUUAGUGCAGUUGUAUGAUAUGUUUGAUAGGCUUUAUUCUGGAGCGUUCGUGAUAGUAGCGCGCUUCACGGUUCAAAAAUUUAAGUGGCACCUAUGGCCCAAGCAUCAUAACAACUCUUCCCGUAAACGCCUUGAGGAGGCAUUUGAUCCGUAGCUACUCACUUCUCCACCCGUCAAAAUCGAUCCAAAGUGAUUAUGGCUUUUUCAAUUUGACAUGAUCAUACCUUCCUGCUUUCAUUGCAACAGUUUGGAUUUCGUUAUUCCAGAAAUGAAAUGGUUGAUUGGUUCAUGCAGCUCCUAUUCUUCUUCGUUCAUGAAGUUCUUUACAGAACAGAAGUAUAAUUAAAGCUCGGGUCGCAAGUCCGCCAUGCCGCUUUGAGCCUCACCCUGUUUAGAGUCCCUCGAGUUUCCACCGUACUUGUCCAAUUAAAACAGGAUAAAUAGCUGAGAAUUCACGAUGACGACAAAGACAGUUCAGGACGUCGGUAAGCGAUUGGGUAGGUUUUUGCUAAAGAACGAACCAAAUUGGAUUACUGGAGAUCUAGGGAAAAGCCCCUUCCCUACAAAGGCUAAGUAUGAAGCCCACAGAAAAGGUCAAACGGUCGAUGUUGUCAAAACGUCUAAGAUUAAAGGAGAGCAAGGACCUGUUCAACAAAGCGAUCUUUUAAAACCACUGUUGAUGGAUAUUGCUAGAAACGGCCUAAAUUACGCUUUCCAAACAUGGGAUCAGAAAGAAGAACCCGAGUGCUGUUCAAAGACGAAAAAUCCGAAGAAAGUGAUUGUGGUAGGAGCCGGAAUGGCUGGGUUAGUGGCUGCAUUUGAGCUGGCGCAAGUUGGACACGACGUGAUAGUAUUAGAAGGCCAGACGCGGAUAGGAGGUAGAGUAUACACCCUUGGGGAAAAAGAUGGCUUUGAAAAAGGACUCCACGCUGAGGCUGGUGCCAUGAGGUUACCAUGUCUCCCUGACGCGAAAACCAAGACCCAUUUUCUGACGGAUUUUUAUGUUUCUGGGGAGCGGUUCAACCUACCCUUGGCACGUUUUGCCAAUUACAGUGAGAAGGCUUUUCUCAAGUUUUAUAACGAAGAAGCUGUCCGUAUAGAAGAUUGGAGUAAAGAUCAGUUGAAAUGGAUGAACAAACUUUGGCCUAAAUGGAAUGAAACCCUAAUAAAAAAUGGACUUUACGACAUCGCAAAUAUCGACGAGUAUUACAAUCGCACCACUCAAGUGAUAACUGAUCAGCUGCUUGAUUUGCUAAACACACCCGGCGUUGAACCAAGCGAGGCCUGGGAUCAAUGGAUUGAUCUCUGGAGUCAGUUUCCACUCGAUGGGUUCCUACAAAGUACCUACGAAGCCAUCAUGACAAAAGUCGAAAAAAAAGUACUCGAGAGGAAAGUCCGCGGGAAAAAAUUCGACAUCCCUUUGAAAAGCCUUGAAGAGCUGAAGAAGUACCUUCCCUGGCCUGAUGCCGCUAUCACUGCCUACUCUGUCUUCACCUAUACAGAGCAGCUUGAUCAAAGCCUUGUGCAAUACCUCCGAGAUCAACUGGGACAGUGGUUGUCACCAGACAUGCACUGCAUCAAAGGUGGGAUGUCUCUAUUGCCAGAAGCCUUCACCAAAAGAGAUAAUGGAGGCUGGAAUCCCGACGUUUGCCUUCAUGAUAAAAUUCACUUUAACCGUACGGUCAAAGAGAUAAUCUACAAAUUUGAUAUCCAUGAUACUGAAAAUAAUUGUGUGAAGGUAAAAGGUUACUUCAGCAACAGCAGACAGCCUUUCCAGGAACGUGGAGACGCAGUUAUAGUGGCAACUCCAAUCAACAUUCUUAGACAGAUCAAGUACAUAGCUUCUAAACGCACCAACCAUCCCCCACAGGAUUUCCACAAGGCCAUAGAAGACAUCUUUACCGGUCCAGCGACCAAAUUAUUCAUACAGACUAAGACCAGAUUCUGGGAGAAAGAUGGUAUUAAAGGAGGCUUCUCAAAAACAAAUCUUCCAAUCGGGCAGCUCCAUUAUCCAAGCAACGUCACUGGAGAGCAUCCUGGAGAAAAAGGCAUCCUGUUGGUUUACACGUGGAAGACAGAAGCCUUACUCUUUGGCUCCCUGGAUCCUACUGCUGCUCUAUACGAGGCAGUAGAGCAAAUAGCCACAAUCCACCCAGAGAUCAAAGAGCAGGUUGAAACGGGAGCCGUUUGUGCAUGGUACAACCAACCAACAGCUCAAGGAGCCUAUGCCCUGCUCAAACCCACCCAGUUCGAAAACGUCCGCUACCUCAUGGAAUAUCCUAUGGCUAACCUCUUCUUUGCCGGUGAAGGCCUCUCGUUUGCUUCGGGGUGGAUUCAGGGGGCCUUGGAGUCUGGUCUACGUGCAGCUUAUCAGUUUUACAUUCGCAACGAGGGCGGAUGGUCCACCGAAUCAAAAUGACUUUGCUGAACACUCUCACUUGACAGUGGACUUAGUAAUGGACAAUCAGUUUAAGCUAUAGGGAAAAUUGAGUAUUUUUCCCCAACUAAGUGUGUUUUUGCUGACCUCAACACAGUGUUAGGGUACGGACUUCUACUAAUCCAGAAAAAUGCGUAGUUUUCUUCUUAAAGGAUUGUAAGUGAUAAAACAAAAUCGUUUACACUUGGCCACAGUGGUUUAACCCGAGUGGGGUUUUUUCGUUGUUGUAAUGAUCGUUUUUUAACUGAUUCCUUAAAUUUCGACAGUCGUUUAUACGCUUUGCGUAUCCACUGCUACAACUGGAGACAUUUUGCGCUGAUAAAGUCGAUAACUGUAAUUAAGUCAAAUGAUAGUUAAAAAGAUCAAUACUCACACAGUAUUUCGAUACAAUUUAUUACUUUCAACUGAUUUUUUUUCGAUUAUAAAUUUUAUCGACUUAACACGUUAGCCCUAAUGACAUGAGGCACCCUCAGGGCCUUUGAUCUUUUAAUUUUGUUGUUUACACCACAAUUCCUCUAAUUUUAUGCGGUUAGACAAACUUAAAAUAAAUAUAUAAAUUGCACCUGUCAACAAGCAUUUCAAAUGUAUCUCCAUUGCUAGUGAAAUUAGCAAAAACAAUUGCCAAGAUAGGAAUAAAAUAGUGCAAUUUCCAUUCCA
This is a messenger RNA of Stylophora pistillata, 3396 nucleotides long. RefSeq lists its product as uncharacterized. Gene Ontology annotation, molecular function: L-amino-acid oxidase activity. Gene Ontology annotation, biological process: amino acid catabolic process. NCBI's taxonomy places the organism in Eukaryota, Metazoa, Cnidaria, Anthozoa, Scleractinia, Pocilloporidae. The record is from RefSeq and is a predicted model, not a curated record.